AGAGAGAGAGGAGCAGACGCACAGCUCAGACUCAUUUAAGAAGGUGGAGGGAGCGCACCAAGUACUCAGUAGUGGAUCAGUUUAACCACGAAAACUAAACUUAACAGAAGCAUCAACUAAAGAACAAAGGAUAUUCUCACUUUGGAAAGAAGUAAAGGAGCCAGCCCCAUCAGAACAGCAGUCUGUGGUCAUCUGGAAUCUUGCAAAAUGAGCCUGAGCACCAGCGAACUGGAGGAUCUGUGGGAUUCCCUGACCUCCAGUGACUUCAACAUCUCAGAGCACCUGGGUAACAUCUCCAGUGUGGACACGAUGAUGUGUGCCACAGCCUUCAACCGCAGCGCCCUCCUCACCUCCAUGUGCGUGCUCUACUCCUUCAUCUUCAUCAUUGGUCUGGCUGCCAAUGCUUUAGUGCUUUGGGUGAACAUCCGUGCCCAGCGUGACUCCACCCCUCGCCACGAGACGCACAUGUACAUCGCUCACUUAGCUGUCGCCGAUCUGUGCGUAUGUGCCACUCUGCCCAUUUGGGUCAGCUCCCUGGCGCAGCAUGGUCAUUGGCCCUUUGGGGAGAUGGCCUGCAAGCUAACACACCUGCUGUUUUCAGUCAACCUCUUUGGCAGUAUAUUCUUCCUGGCGUGCAUGAGUGUUGACCGCUACUUCAGUCUCACCAAGUGCGAUGACAGCGACAGAGGAGCGAGAAGGAAGCUGGUUCGCCGCGCUGCGUGUGUGGGGGUGUGGCUGUUAGCAUUUAUUGCGAGUUUGCCUGAGACCUACUUCCUGCACACGGUCAAGUCUUCACACGGAGAUUUGACACUGUGUCGGCCGGUCUACCCAGGAGAGAACCCCAGAGACUGGAUGGUUGGAAUUCAGUUCAGCUUCAUCCUGCUUGGCUUUGUUCUCCCAUUCCCGAUCAUCGCUGUAUUUUACACUCUCUUAGCGCGCACAUUCAGACACUCGUCUUCAACAGCAGCUUCUACCAGUGUGGAGCAGGAACGCCGCAUCAGCCGAAGAGUGAUCCUAGCUUACAUCAUCGUCUUCCUCGGAUGCUGGGGCCCCUACCAUAGCGUUCUAUUUGCAGACGCUCUAGCCCAACUCGGCCUGCUGCCCCUCACCUGCGGUUUAGACAAUGUCAUCUAUGUGGCGCUACAUCUCACCCAGUGCCUGUCCCUGCUCCACUGCUGUUUCAACCCCAUCCUCUACAACUUCAUCAACAGGAACUACCGCUACGACCUCAUGAAGGCGUUCAUCUUUAAAUACUCCACACGGACAGGGUUGGCGAGGCUGAUCGAGACAUCAAAUGUGUCCGACACGGAGUACUCUGCGGUGGCUGUGGACAAUCCACCUCAAAUCUAAAUGGACUAAA
Molecule: messenger RNA, 1360 nt
Organism: Periophthalmus magnuspinnatus
Lineage: Eukaryota; Metazoa; Chordata; Actinopteri; Gobiiformes; Gobiidae
Gene: ackr3a
Product: atypical chemokine receptor 3a
Exons: 2
Coding region: 208-1350 (380 amino acids)
Biological process (GO): chemotaxis; vasculogenesis; angiogenesis
Cellular component (GO): membrane
Molecular function (GO): coreceptor activity; G protein-coupled receptor activity; chemokine binding
Source: RefSeq, a predicted model, not a curated record